AUGGCUUCUACGGAUGUGGUUUCUCUGCCCUUCGAGGCCGUGGAUGAUCUCAUUUAUGAUGCACGAGCGGGUGAUCUCGAAUCAUUAAAAGUAGACAUCACAAAAUUCAGCCAAGAGUAUAACUGCUCUCCAGCGGAUAUAAUUAAAGCAGCUAUAGAUACGGAGGAUGAGAGCGAAGGAGGCACUGGCUCAUGUCUCCUACACUGGCCCGCGGCUAAUGGAAACGCUGAAAUAUUAAAUUACCUUCUUAGCCUGCUCAGAACUGAAAAUGGAGUGCAAGAACCCUCAAACCUUCAGCUUAUAAACCAUAAGAACCAUUCUGGAAAUACACCGUUGCAUUGGGCAGCUCUUAAUACCCACCUAGAAUGUGUCAAGGCGCUCGUGGAAGCUGGAGCGGACAUUAUUUUGAAGAACAACGCGGGCCAUGAUGCUGUUUUUGUUGCUGAGCAGUCUGACUGGAAUGCUACUGCGACUACGCAAGAAGAGGACAAGGAAAAGGAUGCCACAGAGGAUGAAGCCAACGUGGAGGAAGCCGAGUCGUCUACACCGCGAGAGACUACGAAGGGUCAGCAGGUAGUGGAGUGGUUACUGACCUGUGAGAAGGGUUCGGAUAUGGAGAAGAGUGCUGUUGACGAUGCUGAUGUCCCAAUGACUGAAGAUGAUGCUGGUCCAAGCAAGUAG
This is a messenger RNA of Trichophyton rubrum CBS 118892, 681 nucleotides long. RefSeq lists its product as uncharacterized. Lineage: Eukaryota; Fungi; Ascomycota; Eurotiomycetes; Onygenales; Arthrodermataceae. Gene Ontology annotation, molecular function: protein binding. The record is from RefSeq and is a predicted model, not a curated record. The coding region runs from base 1 to 681 and encodes 226 amino acids. The transcript is spliced from 2 exons.